Ectocarpus siliculosus is the source of this 1040-nucleotide messenger RNA. Lineage: Eukaryota; Phaeophyceae; Ectocarpales; Ectocarpaceae. The record is from the annotation of a GenBank genome assembly.
CUAAAUAGCAACUUGAGCGAGAGGUGUCCUGUCUCCCUUGUCAUCUCCCCUCUAGUGCCGAUUUCUACCUACCAUGGCCGCUAGAGUAUCGGCCAAGAAGGCUCUCGGUCUGGUAGCAGGGUCGCUCGCUCCCCGGGGUGGAGCGGUUGCGGCGGUGCGCCCUGCUUCGAUCGGCCUGACGACGGCAGCCUCGCGACCGUUUUCACAGCUAGCUCCCACCACGACUUUCUCCAAGGAGCGUUCAAAGUCGGUGUACGAGCACGGGGCGCACCGAAGCGAUGCCGAGGCGAGAAUCGCGAAGGUGCCGGUGGUGAUGGUGGACGGGCCAGUCGCGUUGUGCGAUGGAGGCGGGGGUGCGCUAGGACACCCGUUGGACUACAUUCAGCUGGGCAGCCCGGACGGCGGCCCACGCGCUUGCCAGUACUGCGGAACGCUGUACCAGAUGAAGACGCACUAACGGAACCAAACUAAAUACUGUAGGAGCGUAGCCGCUGAGCGGGGUGUUGCUUUUUUCCGAUCGGUUCCUGAGUCGGGUGGUUUUAGGAGGGCGGUUGUUUGAUGCGAGGUUUCUGGCUUCGCGGCGGUGGCGCGGCGCCGAAAUUCGUUCGCGCUACAUCAACCGCAGCCAACGUCGCCACUCCGAGGGGCAUUUGAGUGUUUUGUGUGGCGACUGGGUGGCCUGUUGUUUGUUUCUCCGGACGUUGUAUAUACGAACGCCGGUCGCUGUAUCGGUUGCGUUGCGUUUCGCGUUGGAGUGACGACUGCUGUGUGAUCGGCCGGCUUGUAUUUUUUCCUGGCAUGACGUACUGUUCCUGUUGCUUUGUGCUUGGUAGUAGAUUCAUGCGUAGCAGAUGUUGCGAAGCAUGCGCGUUGAACAGGCAAGCUUGAUGCCCUAUUAUAGUGAGUCGAUUCUACCACCUACUGCCGUUGAUACGCCCCACCUGCUGUGCGGUGCCAUUCGUGGUGGACAGGGGGGGGGUGCGUGAUUCAUGUUGGAAGGUACUUGGGGGACCAGCCAGUCAACCGGAACCGGAAAUGAC